AAAAAAACCAAAAACAUCAACAUGAAAUUCGUCAUUGUUUUCGUUGCCCUCUUCGCUUUGGCCUUUGCCGCUCCUGCUGCAGAAGUCCAACUCCUUCGCUCCGAAUCUGAUGUUGGACCUGAAAGCUUCAAAUAUAUUGUUGAGACCUCUGAUGGUACCAAAGCUGAAGCUGAGGGACAACUGAAGAACGCUGGUUCCGAACAAGAAGCUAUCGCUGUCCAUGGCUCUUACUCCUUUGUGGCUGAUGAUGGUGUGACUUACACCGUGACCUAUGUUGCUGAUGAGAACGGUUUCCAGCCACAGGGCGCUCAUUUGCCCGUUGCCCCUGAGGCUUAA
Messenger RNA from Drosophila willistoni, 336 nucleotides. RefSeq names its product larval cuticle protein 65Ag1. Gene Ontology annotation, molecular function: structural constituent of chitin-based larval cuticle. The coding region runs from base 22 to 336 and encodes 104 amino acids. The transcript is spliced from 2 exons. The record is from RefSeq and is a predicted model, not a curated record. Lineage: Eukaryota; Metazoa; Arthropoda; Insecta; Diptera; Drosophilidae. Gene Ontology annotation, cellular component: chitin-based extracellular matrix.